Solea solea (common sole) is the source of this 6565-nucleotide messenger RNA. It is a transcript of the gene lpin1a, whose product is annotated as lipin 1a. The transcript has 23 exons. Bases 240 to 3149 code for a protein of 969 amino acids. The record is from RefSeq and is a predicted model, not a curated record. Gene Ontology annotation, molecular function: transcription coactivator activity; phosphatidate phosphatase activity. NCBI's taxonomy places the organism in Eukaryota, Metazoa, Chordata, Actinopteri, Pleuronectiformes, Soleidae. Gene Ontology annotation, biological process: cellular response to insulin stimulus; fatty acid catabolic process; positive regulation of transcription by RNA polymerase II. Gene Ontology annotation, cellular component: mitochondrial outer membrane; nucleus.
CACGAUGAUGAAGAGAUACCAGGUGAAAGGAGUUAACUACGACUGUCCAGAAGAGUUUUUAAUCUUUAUCAGCCAAAGACUGAAAAUAAAGCUUUAAUAGGAAAUAGACCAGGAAAGAGUCAACAAUUCAGUUUUUUGUUGCAGGUUUUUUUUUAGUUUUUUUGCUUCUUUACACUGACCAGCUUCAAGAUUUCUGCUCGACAUCUUCGGAGACUGUAAACAACAACAACAACAACAACAUGAGUUUCCAGAGCAGCUGUGAGUCGUACGGAGCCAUGACCCACUCACAGGAGAGCGACGGAGAGUUCUGCAGCCACAGUGAGGAUGUCGGUCCCAAUGACUCCUGGUCCUGGUUGCAGACCAUGAACUAUGUGGGUCAGUUGGCGGGACAGGUGUUUGUGCAAGUCAAGGAGCUGUACAGAGGACUCAACCCUGCGACGCUGUCUGGAUGUAUAGAUGUCAUAGUGGUGCGGCAGCCCGAUGGCUCCCUGCAUUGCUCGCCCUUUCACGUCCGCUUCGGCAAGAUGGGUGUUCUGCGGUCUCGUGAGAAAGUGGUGGACAUAGAGAUCAACGGCGAGCCAGUGAGUUUGCACAUGAAACUGGGAGAAAAUGGAGAGGCCUUCUUCGUCAAGGAGACAGAGAACACGCUGGAAGUGGUUCCAGCCUACCUGGCAACAUCACCCAUCAUGUCUACAGGGGAGGCGUUAAUGGAGUCCCAGCUGGGCAGACGCAGUUCCCGUCUCCAUGACACCAUACCCUGCACCUCACUUCCUGUCCAGAACCUUGGGCCACAGCAAAGUGACGGAGGGGCGACCAAGAAGAGGAGGAAGAGGAGGAGGAAAGCACGGCCAGAGGGAGGCGGCGGGGGAGGGAGGAGAGAGGAGAGUGGGGAAGAGUUCUCGGAGGACGAGGACAUGUUUACAAUUGACUUGAGCUCGGAUGAUGAGAAAGAGGCUGACGACAGCAGGUCUAUGUACGGUGACCAGGGGACAAAAGCCAUGACACACGCUCACCCCGGCACAGAUUGGUCACACUCACAGAGUAGAUUGACAAAGGACACUCUCUCCAUCCCUUCACCCUGUGGUCUGUCCAUUUCUUGUCCUCAGCAGACUUCUCACCUCUCCUCUCAUGUUAGCCCUGAUGAUUCACAGUCAUCGACACCAAAGAGCGACUCAGAGCUGCAUAAUCAGAAUAAAGAAAACCCUGAAAUGCUGUGGACGUGGGGAGAGCUGCCGCAAGCUGCCCAGCCAGAUUUCCUGACUUAUCACCAGAGGCAGGCUCCUGCCAACACAGUCUCCAUUCCAGUGUCAACCAGCACUCACUUCAGAGCAAUCAGUGACAGUGGACCACCCUCUGUUAUCAUUUAUUCCUCCCUGCCAGGGGAGAGCACUGCUCAUGGUGGACGCAAGAAUGAAGAGGAAUGCAAAGAUGGAGGCAGAGACGGAUUUAGUGCUAAGACUGGAGGGGAGCAAGUGACAUUGACUGAAAACACUGGGCCAUCAUGUGCAGAUAUGGAGGGCCUAAGGGUUUGUUCAGUGUCUCCCAGGAUGCUAACUGAUCAUGCGGAGGAAGAUGGAAAUACAAAAAUUACUGAUUCACCAUCCAAAAAGAAAGAAAAGAGAAGCCAACACCUGGGUGCUGAUGGCAUAUACCUGGAUGAUAUAACAGAGCUACAGCCUGAAGUGGCUGCUCUCUACUUCCCCAAAAGUGAUGGAGGCAGCAGCUCAGUGAGAGGAGACUCAGACAUGAUGAUGGUGGGAGUGCGGAGUGCUAAUCAGUCCCCACAGUCAGUGGGCAGCAGUGGGAUGGACAGUGGCGUGGACAGUUUUUCCGACCAGUCAGGGGACCUUGCGCAUGUCGCAAUCUCUCUGUGUGGAGGACUCACUGACAACAGGGAGAUCACGAGAGAGCAGUUCCAGGAAAGGGCAGUUUCCUACCAGCAGUUCUCUGAAAACCCUUCAUUAAUUGAUGACCCUAACCUGGUGGUGAAGAUAGGAAACAAAUACUACAACUGGAACACGGCGGCUCCUGUCAUGUUGGCCAUGCAGGUCUACCAGAAGCCCCUGCCACAGGCCUCAGUGGAGAACAUCAUGAAGGACAAGAUGCCAAAGAAAGGAGGACGCUGGUGGUUCUCAUGGAGGAGCAGAAACAGUGACUCCAAAUCAGAAUCAGUGUCAGAUCCUGGAGACGACAAAGGAGGGAACUCACUCGCUAUGGCCUCAGUGAACAGAAUGAAAGAUGAGUCGUCCUCGAGUGACGAGGACCAAAGGUCCUCCAAUCAGAUGUCAGGAUCCUGUCAGUCAGAGCUCCUCAUGAGUUCUGGGAGCAUCUGUUAUAAGAAGACUCUACGGCUCACAUCAGAGCAGCUGGCAAGCCUGCAGCUGAAGGAAGGUCCUAAUGAGGUGGUGUUCAGUGUGACCACACAGUACCAGGGCACCUGCCGCUGCCAUGGCACCAUCUAUCUUUGGAACUGGGAUGACAAGAUCAUCAUCUCCGAUAUAGACGGAACCAUCACCAGAUCUGACACUCUGGGUCACAUCCUCCCCACGUUGGGUAAAGACUGGACACAUCAGGGUAUCGCACGGCUCUACCACAAAGUCAGCCAGAAUGGAUAUAAAUUCAUGUACUGCUCGGCGAGGGCCAUCGGCAUGGCAGACAUGACGCGAGGUUAUCUUCACUGGGUCAACGAGAGGGGAACGAUGCUACCGAUGGGUCCAGUGCUGCUCAGCCCCAGCAGUCUGUUUUCUGCUUUCCACAGGGAGGUGAUUGAGAAGAAACCAGAGAAGUUUAAGAUCAAGUGUCUGACAGACAUCAAGAACCUUUUCUUACCCAACACCGAACCGUUCUACGCUGCCUUUGGCAACAGAGCAACAGAUGUGUUUUCCUAUAAGGAGGUGGGUGUUCCACUGAACAGAAUCUUCACCGUCAAUCCUAAAGGGGAGCUGAUACAGGAGCAGGCAAAAACCAAUAUCUCCUCCUUUGGGCGUCUCUGUGAUAUGGUUGACCACGUCUUCCCAGUCCUGGGUCGAGGCGAGAGCUCAGGCGCCCGCCGCGAUGACACUCUUGGUGGGUGCGACUACUGGAGUGAACAAAUCCCUGACGGCACCAACGAGGAAGACAAAGACCCACAGCCCCUUGAGACGAGCUGAGGAAACCCUGUGUCUCCUCAGCAUCAAGGUCCAGUUUCUUUACACAUGACAUGGCACAGAUCACAGAUGUGCAGAUGAAGAGUGAAGAUGCUGAUUUUUAUAGAAUAAGACUGAAAGACUGAAACAAAAAAAAACUGAGGGGAACACAGAUCUGGGAUCAGUUGUUACUUACUGUAACAACUAAACUUUGUAGCUACUGAUUCAAAGUAGAUGAAAGUGUUUUUAAUGUCCACAUCCUAGUAUGGAGACCCCAAUGUUUCUAAUGAUACUUCCUAACUUUUGCAAACAAAUAAGUUAAGUUCUUGAAUGAUAUUUAACAUGUGGGCACAAAUUCAUGUCGUAUGCAUACAAGAUGUAAAAAAGAAAAACAUCUCCACUUCCACUAGAAAUGUAGAACCCCAAGAGAGGAAGCACAUUAAAGCAGUUUUAAAUACACAGUGGCAGAUUCAAGGUGCUGUACACAACAAAAUUUUAGAAACAAAAUUAGUAAAAAAAAAUAAGGAUAGAAUUAAAGGAUAUGGAUGUUUACUCAGUACUCAAAUGUAUUUCAUAUAACUGUAUUUAUCGAGGCUCACAUAUUGUAUAGUUUGCAAAUGAACCGACUCACAACAUAAGCAUCAUGUGAACAUGUGAACAUCACUGUAUUUAAAAGCUCCUUAUUUUCAGUGGUGGAUUUAAAUGUAUGUCAGGAAUGCACACACAAAAUCUACACUUGAAUAAUCAGCUGUCAGUAUACACCCACACUCAUUCACUAAAUUAAAGCUGCUGUAAGCGAUCUUCGCCGUCGGACAACUUCCUGUCCACUGGUGCAAAUAUCAUUCCGAUCCGUCCUCCUUCAGUCACGUCACGAACGCGUUUGAUGAAGCUGCUUUGUAGUGUUCUGGCUCCUGAUUGGAUAAAGUGUUGUGAUAUACAGUAAAAGAUUCUCCUACAUUUACUGACAAACCAAGUAUUUCACUGUCAGCAGCUUUAGGUAAAGAAAUCCUACUGUAAACUCUUAAAGAUUGCUUUAACUGAAAAUAAGAAGAUAUGAAUGAAUAUGAACACUUCCGAUCUCAAAUCCUCCUCUUGAUGCAUCACUGCUACAUUUGUAUUUAUAUAAUUUUAUUUUUUCAUUUGCAUGCACCUACACGCACAACUUUUUAUUAUUUUAUCUGAUCCAGAUGAAAUGAUUUUCCCUCAACUCACUUUGCACCAGAAACAUCAUGUGAUAUAAUAUUACAAUGCAACCAUACACAGUUAGUGUGUCCACUCUAUGACAGUGUUUCUGUGCCAAACUUCUUAGCCAGUGAAGCUAAAGGUGUGUUUGGUCUUUUCGACCGUGCUACUGUGAGCAACUCCUGCCCGUUUUCUAACAAAUGUUCAGUGACUAAACUCAAGGGAAAUGCAGAACAAUGCAACUUUAACCUCAGUGUCUGUGCUCUCAGUGUCUGUUUUUAUAUUUGUGAACACGUAUUUUAACACAAUGUACAACAUAAAUUGGUCACAGUUUGUGUUAUGUGUUCUAAAGAUUAAUGCUCAUCAAUGCAAUCGUUUGUCCAGGUUCACAGGAUAUUGUUGCUGUAUUUUAUUUCAGUUUGGGAAAAUCACUACCCAGAUCUGUAGGUUAUACAGCACUAAUGUAACCAUUUAUGUGGUUGUUGUUCAUAUACAGUACAUAUACAUAUACAUAUAUAUGUAUAUACAUUAUAUACAUACAUAUAUAUGUAUAUAUAUAUAUAUUCUCUAAACGAAUCUGAUUAGGGCCACAUGUAAAAAAAACAGCAUGAGAUUAAAGUCAUAAUCAUAAAAAAUGUGAAUUCUGAGAAGUCAUAAUUCUGAUAUUAUAGUCAUAAUUCUGAGGAAAAAAGUCAUAAUUCUGAGAUUAUAAAAUCAUAGUUUUGAGAAGAAAGUCAGAAUUUUGAUAAUAAAGUCAGAAUUCUGAGAUUAAAGUCAGAAUUUUGAUAUUAAAGUCAGAAUUCAUGUUUUUUUAUAUUCUUUCUGUUACAUGUGGCCCUACUACUCUUCCGUGGGAUGUUUUUGUUUUUAUGCUCUGAUCAAAUAUUAUUUAUGAACAUCUGUCCGUUUUUGCCUAUGAUAUAAAAUGGGGGGGGGGGCAAACCACUGUAAAUACUACAUAACACACUCACUAUAGGAAGUGAACUUUUUUUUCUUGUCAAAAAGACCUUGUUACUGGUGCUCAUUCAUUCAUACAACGUCCAUUACUUUUAACCUCAGCUGUUGCAUUAAACCUGUCGUGGGCAGGAGUAGAUUUGUUGACUCUCAUCUACACGUGUGUAAAUACUGACAUUUUUAUUUGAUUGAAGCUCUUGACGGGGUUUAUUGUCUGACUCUAUUUUCAGGGUUGUUUUGCAGCACUGACAGUUGUCACUUGUAUUGGAAUAGCACCCUCUACUGACACGCACAUGCAGGUGCUUUGUAGAACAGCCAAUAAUAAGAGACGCCCUCUUUCUCUGAACUGCACUGAGGUCAAAGUGUCAGUGGUUCAUAAGCCACAUUUCCCCCCCCGAGGCUGCUGAAAGGUUAAAAUAGAAUUAUUUGUCAAUAAUGGCAAAUAUAUCCCGGACACUGAACCAAUAGAUGAACAUGUAGUAUUUUUAACAUCUUCUAUCUUGAUGUAACAUCAGCAUCAAACGGAUUUUUGCAACAUGAAGAAGACCGUCGUCAACUUUGAAUAUUUGACAUGUUCAAGAAAAAAGAAUCUGUACUGACUUUUAAAAAAAAUCUUACAAAUUGACAAUGUUUUUUUUUUCUUUUAUAGUAACGUGUGAAAUCUAAAUACCAGAAUAAUGUGUUAUAAUGUUUGUUUGUAUGAAUGUGGCAGUUGUCUGAUGCUCUACUGGGAUUGACUUUUGCGUAAAAAGGAAAACUGUUCUGGAGUUAAUUGAAUGUCAUUUGAGGAAAAACAGUGUCAUUCGUGUAGGAAGACAAAUGCAUGUUGUUGUAAUGUCAAGAUUCAUAUUUACAUGGGUAUAAUGUCUUCAAAUGGAAGUAAAGCACUUAAACAACAGCAGAAGAGAUGAAGUAAUGUGACUUCCCCGUUUUCAUAAUAUAAUAUACAUGAUACGUUAUUACUUUAUCAGGCCACAUGCAGAGCAAGAGCUUAUUUAUGGCACAUGGAAGUCAAAAUUCUAAAUGCAGUGCUCCCGUUUUCUUUGAAGUGAAACAUCUUUUUGAUGCUUAUCACCUCAUUCUUUCUGUGAAAGAUCUUUACAAGGUCUUGACUAGUUAUCCAGUCUGUCUCUGUGUCGGCAUGAAUGUGGAUCCAGUCUGCAGUCCUGUGUUAAGACGACGCUUUGGGCCACUGACAGCAGCCUGUCGAGCAGUGUGCAGUGCAAAACAUUGUCAACAGACAUAGCUUGAACAAAUCUGUGCCAUUGAUACACAUUUUACAAUAAAGUCAAAUUUGAUUUCUA